Molecule: messenger RNA, 380 nt
Organism: Caenorhabditis elegans
Lineage: Eukaryota; Metazoa; Nematoda; Chromadorea; Rhabditida; Rhabditidae
Source: the annotation of a RefSeq genome assembly
AACUCAUUUUCGAAUUUUGAUUAGUUUUCCGAUUUAUUAUAUUUUUCGUCAAACUUUUGGAUACUACUGACGAUGUUGUUAUCUUAUCUCUCUCUUCCAUUUUAUAUAUAUAUGCACAAAAUUAAUAGGCAAAUAGAAGAGGUUUGAUUUGCAAUUCGCUAAAAUUUGCUGGCAUAUUUCAGAAUUUUGAAAUAUUAAUUCAAGUGUUUUGAAAAAUAUAUUAUAACUUUACAGAGUUUCCCACUAAUUAUGAAACAAUUUUACAAAAAUGUAAAAAUCGUUUUUUUUUCUGUUUUCGUGUUUAUUGUGAUAGGAGUUGUGAUUUACUUUCACAUAAACUCUUUUUCGAUUAAAAAAAAACGAAAUUCUACUCUAUGUAA